CUGUCGUAGAUUGCGAACGAAACACUGCGCACCAACUUCAUCUCAGUCGCGAAUCACGAAUGCGGCCGGGCCGCAACGAUGUGCCAUAAUAAAAUAAAAUAAACAUAAAUUUUAGUUUUGAACCUUUUAAAUUAAUAAUUAUGAAAAUAUUGUAAUAUAAAAUAUCAAAAAAUGUGUUCAACGCCAGAAAAGUGUUCGUGUAAAAUGUUCAUCUUCAAAAUUGCCAUUUGCUCUCUUGUGUUGUGUGCUGGUGUCGUCGAUGGAUUUAAUCUGGACACGCAGAACUACGCCAAGUUUGGCGGACAUUCCGAGUCCAUGUUCGGAUUUAGCGUCGCGACGCAUCGAUUGCGAAGUGAUAGUUGGGUGCUGAUUGGUGCUCCAAAGGCGCAAAGUCAACAACCGAAUGUGGAGCGAGGUGGUUCUGUGUUCAGGUGUCGCAUCGAUCAGGACAACAAUUGUGAAGAAGUGCCAUUUGAUACAAAAGGUUCGAACGUAGACCAAAACAAAAUCGAAAUCGACUCGAAAUCAAAUCAGUGGUUCGGCGCGACAGUGCACAGUGCAGGCGAAAACGGACCCAUUGUGGCCUGCGCACCACGCUACGUUUAUUAUGGAACGAAGGGCGAUCGUCGUGAUCCCGUCGGCACUUGCUACGUCUCAUCCCCUGAUUUUAGGAACUAUUCAGAAUAUUCACCAUGUCGGACACGAUACUUUGGCUACCAUCGACAAGGCUCGUGUCAGGCGGGUUUCAGCGCUGCACUUACAAACGAUGGACAUAGAUUAUUCCUUGGUGCACCAGGCAGUUAUUACUGGCAAGGCCAAAUAUUUUCGAUCGAUGCGAACGCCAAAUUUCCUUUUAGUCCGGGAUUAUUUACCAACGGAGCCUUCGGCUCAGAAUACGACGCCGACGAUUUGGUAUGUUGCGAUGUGUUCUUCUCGAAAGUGCAACGACACAGCGAAUCGGUAAUCGAACGCUGCACGACGUUUCGUCUAGAUGUCAGCCUAUUGGACCAGCACAGUCGGCGGCCGCGUUGGUUGGCGCAGACGUGCCACGCCCUCUUCGCACAAGGUCAAGUAAGUCAACAACCCCUGGAGAAACGCCCUGCUGUGGUGUCAACCAAUGAAGGCGUGGCAUUAGAAGAUGACUCCUACAUGGGAUACUCAAUGGCAGUAGGAGAUUUCACAGGAGAUGGUGAGCAGGGAGUAGCUGUGGGUAAACCACGUGGAUCACGCCUUCUAGGACAAAUCAACCUCUUCACUUGGAACCUUACCAACUAUCAAAACAUUUCCCUUGCGGAAUAUGGACAUCAAAUUGGUACUUAUUUCGGAUAUAGCAUAGCAGCAGGUGAUUUCGAUGGUGAUAAGACUGAUGAUCUCAUUGUGGGGGCGCCACUGCAUGUUGAGCCUAAUAAUGAAGGCAAAUAUGAAGUGGGGCGGGUUUAUGUCAUCUACCAAGGAAGAGAAGCUUCCAAAUUCAGGAGAUUUAAUACUAUUGAUGGUUUUAAAUCAAAAUCACGUUUUGGGUUGUCGGUUGCAACCCUGGGGGAUAUUAAUAUUGAUGGGUAUGCUGAUUUUGCUGUGGGUGCUCCAUACGGAGGACCAAAUGAACGUGGAGCUGUUUACAUCUACCACGGAGCUAAAUCCUUGAAUGAAGCAAAAUACAGUCAAGUUAUUUACGCGGAGGAUGUCAGUCAUGGUCUUCCGAUCAAAACCUUUGGUUUCUCUUUAUCUGGUGGAGUUGAUCUGGAUUCCAAUGAUUACCCUGAUAUGGUUGUAGGUGCUUAUGAUAGCGACACCGCUUUCUUCUUCAGGGCUCGUCCUGUGGUGAAAAUCGAAUCACAAGUGGAUUUUCUAAAUAGAAAUAAAAAGAUUGUCCUUGAAGAGAAGAACUGUACGUUAAGGAAUGGAGGCAAGGUUCCAUGUACACGUGUUAAGAUUUGUAUGAAAUUCCACGGGAAAAAUGUACCAUCCGCCAUUGAACUUGAUGUUGAAUAUGUGUUGGACGGGAAGAAAACACCUCCGAGGAUGUUCUUCUUGACCAAAGAGGAGAGUACCAGUAUGAAAGAAAACAUUCGAUUGCGACAGGGUCAGGAUAUGACCUGCAGGGAGAAGAUGGUGUAUAUUCAGAGUGAUAUUAAGGAUAAACUUACACCUUUAGAAUUUGAGGUUAAAUAUGCUAUGAAGGAAGCACAAUCGUUGUAUCUCAACAGACCUAGAGAUCCUAGAAUACCCGUCACUCCUAUUCUAGACCCGAAUCAUAAACAAACCAAUAAGGAUUCACUGACUAUACAUAAAAAUUGUGGACCGGAUAAUAUCUGCAUACCUAACCUUAAACUUGAAGUUAAAUCGAAUGUUGAAAGUUUUCUGCAGGGUUCAAAAGACAAAUUGGAAUUUGAUGUUGUGGUCCACAACCUGGGUGAAGAUUCCUUUGAAUCUUCUUUUGAUAUGCACCUCCCUGAAGGUAUCCUUUUUAAUAAGAUCCGUCAAGGUGGCCAUACUGAAGUUAGAAUCUUAUGUUCUGCUCCUGAGAAUAAUACCGUUAUCUGUGACAUUGGAAAUCCGUUGCCAGCGAAUAAGAUUGUACGCUUCACGGUUUUGUUGGAUACUGCUCAGCAUAGGGAAGGAAUGCGUCCAACUUAUGAUUUUCUGAUGACUGUCAACAGCACCAAUCCGGAAACACCAGACACCAUGUUUGAUAAUCGUUUUGAAAAGUCCAUACCCAUCUGGGUGAAUUCCCAACUGGAACUUUCAGGCACCUCGAAACCAGCUGAGGUUCAUUACAACGCUUCAGUUUUCUCAUCGGAGAAGAUUACCAAAGAGAGUGAUAUUGGACCACAGGUUAUUCAUCUAUAUUCGAUUAAGAAUAAUGGACCAUCCAGUUUUAACGAAGCAGAAGUUGUGUUUUUCUGGCCAUAUGCUACUUUAGGUGGAGAAGAUUUACUAUAUCUUGUUGAACAACCUCAUAUCUUAGGAAAUAUGAAAUGUGAGGUUGCCGAAGCAAACUACAGAGGUUACGAGUUAGAAGUAAGGAAGAAAAGUAUCUGGGAUCAGUUAGGUAUAUCCCCGAGUGAGUUUGCUAGUUUAACCCAGGCUGGAGGGUUGGUAAUUAUGGAAGGACCAGGAACUCAUGGGUCCACACCUAAGGAUAUCAAACACACGAAUAGAAAUGAAGCUGAGGAAAGGCAACAGGUAACAAGUUCUGCUUCAAGUGGUUUAGCAGCUGGUAGCGGAAGUGGCACAGUUGUACAUGUGAGCAAAGAUACAGGAAGUGGUAGUAAAGUAUCCGAAACACACGUGGCUGAAGGAUGGUCUCAGAAUGGCACCACUUAUUCCAAAGACUUUCAAGGUGGGAGAGUACAUGUUACUCAAACCUCGCACACAUCUUCAUCUUCAUCGUCAAGUGGUGGGGGUGGGGGAUCAAGUGGUGGAUAUCAAAGUGGGUAUUCUGGAAGUAGUAGUAGUAGCAGUAGCAGUUCAAGUAGAGGUGGAAGUGCAAGCGGAGUAUAUCAAGGACAUGCUGGUACAGGUUCAGGUUCACAGGAAGUGAUAAUAGUCUAUACUUCUUCGGGUAAUAAACCUUCAGAAGCUGCUAUAUCCUUCACUAGUGGUUCUUCUGGUACAGCCACGGCUUCUUCAUCUUCAUCUUCAACAUCUUCUGCGGGGGGUUAUCUUGAUAGCACUUCUUACGUUGAAGGCCGUCGAUCCGGUCAACAAUUCAAUGCUUCCGAUGGUGGACACACCACAUAUCAAUCCGGAACCUACUUCCAACGUCCAAACAAGACAAAUAUAAAUAUAAAUCGUCAUUUUGAUUGGAAUUCUGCAUCAGUGAGUAAUCACACCACAAGUGGUAGACCCUCAGCGUCUUCUGCUGAUGUAUACCAACAGAAUAGAGACUUUUAUGCUGAGAGACAACGUGAACAAGAAGAGAGAAGAAUUCAUGAACAAGAAGCACGUCGUCAGGAAGAGAAACUCAGGCGGCAGCAGGAAGAACGACGAGUAGCAGAGGAGCAUCACCGUAUUAUGUUGGAACAACGACGUGUUGAAGAAGAAAGAAUCAGAGUUGAAGAACAAAGAAGAUUGGCUGCUUCUGCUACAGUUGUAUCUUCAGGUCGUAGAAGACCCGAUGAGGAAGCUAGAAUAAGGGCUGAAGAAGAAGCACGACGAAUUGAACAACAACGAAGAGAUGAAGAGUAUAGACAACAGCUAGAGGAAUACAGAAGAAGGCAGGAGGAAUAUAAUAGAAACUAUGGUAUUGCAACAGCUACUGUAUCAUCUGGUUCUGUAUCAAGUCACGGGACCCAAACACAAACACAAACUCAUCAACAAUCAGCACAAGAUUUCAAUUAUUCCGAGGAGAUUUACAAUGGUUCAGAAGAGGACUAUCAAGAUUUAAACCAAGAGGGUAGACACAGUCAGAGUCAUGGCGCUGGUUACAACUUCAGCCAAGCUUCCCAUGGAGGUGCACAUCAAGGUACCUAUGGUAGUUCAUCAGGAGGCUGGGCAGAAUCAGCCGCCGCUGGUGGUGGCUUCAGAACCACUGGUAUUGACUUGGGUAUACUUGGAACUGGUGGAUCUACAUCUGGUAGUUCUGGUACUUCUGCGCAUGCUGAUAAUACAGGUGCUAGUCAUGGGGUGCAUUAUAGCUCUAGCUCCUCUGGCCAUGGUGCUCAAACUGGUGGUUAUGGACAUCAAAGCGCUCAUGGUGCUCAAAGUGGUUCCACACACUAUGAGUCACAUUCAGAGUCAUCAUGGUCUUCAUCAGGUAGAGGGACUGGUGGUAUGUCUACACAUUACCAAGGUCGUGAUAAUGUCGCUACUGAUCGGCCUAAUUAUGAUCAGCGUUUCAUGGGUCGUAAGAAGCGUGAUACUGAAGAGAAAGAUAUUCGGGAUUUCAUGCAGUGUCAGUCUUCUAAGUGUCUUACUAUCAGAUGCACGGUGGGACCAUUGUUGAAGGAUCAUGCUGCUUUGAUUGCUUUGAGGUCUAGGGUGAAUGUACGCACUUUGCGAAAUAUUACGACGUCUCAAUCAAUCAGUUUUUCAUCAAUGAUGUUGGCACGUAUUGAUAAACUACCCUACAUUGGAAGACCAGUAAAUCGGACUGUUCACAGCCAUGAAAUCUUCACGACUAUAGCAGCGCCGCAACCGGACACCAAAACAGAUAUCGUGCCAUUGUGGGUGAUUGUGUUAUCAGCCGUGGGUGGCACAAUUGUUUUACUGUUGUUGAUUUAUUUGCUGCAUAAGCUUGGUUUCUUCAAGAGAAAUCGUCCAUCUGAUGCGCCCGAACGUCAACCGCUAAACCGCAAUGCGUAUUACAAUGGUGACCAAGCCCUGUAAACCAACCCAGAGUAAUACAACGAACAAAAACGUUUUGAUCAUUUAUAUGAGUCAAACAAUCGACUGAUCCCGGCAGCUUGCAACUACAACUAUGGAUCAAAUCAAACGAUAUUACACCACUAAACAACAACGUUGCAAAUUGAAGCAACUCAUGUGAACGAAGAUGAAAGAAUGAAUUCGAAACUUAUUUAUUACUUACCUGUAUAAUGCGUGUGUGUAUAAUUGUGUACGUGUUUAGUAAUUGUCGGACGUAUGGUGGAAUAUUGUGACCGUUCAGCAGGAGGUUGCUGAGAGCAAUAAUGUGGUUUAAUUGUAUUGCUUUUCGUGCAAGACAAGCAAAAAGAAGAUGAUGAUGAUGAUGGAAAUGUUGAUUCCUAACACCACUAAAACUAAAUAAAGCGUUUUAUCUAGUGCCUUAACAAAAGUGCAAUUUGCAAAUUUGCUUACUGAGAUUACACAAUAGAGUGACGAGGGAAGAGAGAAAUUAUAUUAUUUUGAGAGGAACGAAAUACUAUGUGCUGAUGUUAAAAUUUGAGAAUGAAGAGGUGGAAAAAUACUAAAAAUUGUUAUAUACUAAAUUAUUAUACUUACUGUAAAUAGCUAAUACAAAUAAAUAAUUUUAGACUUAAA
Dalotia coriaria is the source of this 5961-nucleotide messenger RNA. It is a transcript of the gene if, whose product is annotated as integrin subunit alpha inflated. Gene Ontology annotation, biological process: cell-cell adhesion; integrin-mediated signaling pathway; cell-matrix adhesion. NCBI's taxonomy places the organism in Eukaryota, Metazoa, Arthropoda, Insecta, Coleoptera, Staphylinidae. The record is from RefSeq and is a predicted model, not a curated record. Gene Ontology annotation, molecular function: integrin binding. Gene Ontology annotation, cellular component: external side of plasma membrane; integrin complex.